CGCUUCCAAGGCGAUCAGUAGCACCUCCCUCCCUGCCACCUUUCAUGCUGAGUGUGGAGCAGGAACUUCCCAGGAAGAUUUCUAAGGAAGAACAAUAAAUCAACUGACGAUUCCACCCUCGAAGGAAGCUUCAGCCUCAGUACACCCUACAUGUGACACACAAGGGUUGAUCAUCUUUUGAAGGAUAUUCAAACCCAAGAGGUGUGACUCUUUCUUUAAAGAAAAUCCAGGCUAGACUAGAGCAUUGGACAUUUCGACUGGGAAGGAUGCAGAUGAACGGCUUUUGACUAUCAGGACGGAUACCUGGAGUCCUGCUCAGCCGUGAAACUUAAGGGACGGACCAAUGUUUCCAUCCAGGAAGGAGAACCUACCCUCUCCCAUCCUGGAGGAUUCUUUCUUCCCCUUUUCUUCAUCACACUCUUCCUCCGGUCACCGGAUCAUGGCUCCUACAAUGGGAGUAGAUGAUCUUCUCGCCUCACCUCAGGAUGACAGCAGUCCUACACUGCUGGAAAAGGACCUGAUCCUGGCUGCUGAGGUGGGCCAAGCUUUGCUGGAGAAAAACGAGGAGCUGGCCGCUCAGAUAAAGCAGAUGGAAAGGGAGACGGAGUCUGUGCAGCAGGAGAAACACGUGCUGCAGCGACGUCUGGAGGUGCGCGACCUCGAGGCCAGUCAGCGAGACGCAGAACUGCAGGCGGACAUCACAUCGUUGCGUGCGCAGUUGGAACAAAAACACAUUCAGAGUCGUGGCCGGCGUCAUGAAGAAAGUGAGCAGCUGACUCAGCUUUCUAACCACAACCAAAAACUUGUGGAACAGCUGGCAGAGGCAGUGGCUAUAGAGCAUACUUUGCGUACUGAGCUUCGUUCUAUAAGAGAAGAAAUGGAGGAUACAAGUUUUAGCAAAUCCAUAAGCUCUGCUAGACUGGACAGUCUGCAAGCAGAGAACAGGGUUUUGAAAGAGCGCUGUACUCAUAUGGAUGAACGACUGAGGUCAGCUCAAGAAGACAACCUCCGGCUGAGAUCUGAGAGGGAUAGAUUGAGAGAGAGGGUGAUCGAGCUACAGACCAGUCUGAAAGAUAAAGAAACGGAGCUGGAACAGGAGCAGACCAUAGUGUUUCAGCUGCGCACAGUAAACCAUACCCUGCAGCAAAGGGUUGAAGCCCUGGGAGAAGAGGCCAAUCUGGGGGACACUACCUGUUUCCCUUUGUCACUUCAGAGUGAGAUCCAACAGUCCCAGGCAAAAGAAACCAUUUUGGGACAUUCAGCCAUUUUGCAAGAAAAAGAAGAAGAAAUUCAGAGGUUACAGAAAGAGCUAAAGUCUAGAGAAACUGAAUUAGAAGAGCUGAGGGAGCAGGUGAAGCCAUUUCAUAACAGUCCUGGUAAACCUUCUUACAGUGCCUUGGAAGAGGAGAUCAUUUUGGCCCGACAAGAACGUGAUGCACUCAACCAGCAGCUUCUGAACACUAUCAGACACAAAGUGGCACUCUCUCAGGAAGUUGAGUCUUGGCAGGAGGACAUGCGUCUGGUGAUCUGUCAUCAGGUUCAACUCCAACAACAAGAGAAGGAAAAGGAAAUCAACAAGGAACAGACAGGCUUUCAAAGAGGCACUCGCGCCACCAAAUCACUGCGUGUACGUGGGGAAGAUGGAAGGAAAGGGUUUUUCUCUUCUCUGUUUGGGGGAGACUGACUUGAUGAAAAAUAAGAAAGAACAAGAAGAAGGGAAGAGAAUAUAAUAACGAGAGAUUUCUCACUUUUGUCUGCAAGUGGCAAAUCCUCUUUAAAAUCAUCCAAAUGUGUAAAUAGAAAAUAUAAAGAAAUUAUGUGUACUCCAUAGUGGCACUGUUGCAUAUUUAUGUUUUUCAAUAUUUAUUUGCAACUUCAAAAGCAUACCUAAAAAUAAAUGUAUAACAUUUA
Molecule: messenger RNA, 1911 nt
Organism: Carassius auratus (goldfish)
Lineage: Eukaryota; Metazoa; Chordata; Actinopteri; Cypriniformes; Cyprinidae
Product: BICD family-like cargo adapter 2
Exons: 10
Coding region: 344-1684 (446 amino acids)
Biological process (GO): vesicle transport along microtubule; Golgi to secretory granule transport
Source: RefSeq, a predicted model, not a curated record